This is a messenger RNA of Gambusia affinis (western mosquitofish), 5966 nucleotides long. Its product is annotated as caskin-2-like. The coding region runs from base 665 to 4582 and encodes 1305 amino acids. NCBI's taxonomy places the organism in Eukaryota, Metazoa, Chordata, Actinopteri, Cyprinodontiformes, Poeciliidae. The record is from RefSeq and is a predicted model, not a curated record. Gene Ontology annotation, molecular function: protein binding. The transcript is spliced from 21 exons.
UUUGAUCUGACUCUUAUUAAAACUGAUUCAUGUUAAAACAUUAAUAAUAUUGAGAGAUGAUUGACCUUUUGACCUUAGGGACAUAAAUGGGUCAGUCCAGAGAAUGGAUGAAAUAUCUCAUAGAUGAAUAAUUGACUAUUGACUCGGUAAGAGACAAAUGUAGGAUUUUAAAAGUUGAGGUUUUAUUUUGAAGGCCUGAUCCGGAUGCGUCCUGCUGCCUUCAGGGUAACUUGACAGCGUGAGUAAAUUCGGGAGAGUCCAGAAUGUGGCAUUCAGGGAGAGGAGGGAAAGCUGGAGCAGCGGGACCACCCGAACCCGUUUAAAGGAGCUGAACUGGACCUUCAAUCCGGAACCGUGAAGAACCCAUAGCUGGUGCAUUCUGGGUCCAGGUAAAGCGCGGGAAAACCGGAACUUUUCUGGAACAUUCCCGUUUUCUGGACACUGGGAAUUCGGGCUCCACUUUUCCAGCUCCUGUCGGACUUUUCCCGCAGCUCUUCCUGGGAGUUUGGUGGAUUUAAAGUUUCAGCCUCAAGGUCCUCAGGUCCUCCAGGAGAGGAAGAGGAGGCUGCUGCUCAGGAUGAAGCUCUGAGGAAGAGGAGGAGGGAUCCUAUUGAAGCCGGUCCGGUCCGGUCCGGUCCGGUCUGACCCGAGGAGAAAGACAAGGAUGGGAAAGGAGCAGGAGCUUCUCCAGGCGGUGAAGAGCGGAGACCUGCUGUCCACCCAGAAGCUGCUGACCCGGCUGAGGACCGGCAGGAACAAGCUGCUGGGCUCCACCAAGAGGCUGAACGUCAACUACCAGGACUCGGACGGCUUCUCGGCGCUGCACCAUGCUGCCCUCACCGGAACCACAGAGCUGCUGGCGGCGCUGCUGGAGGCUCAGGCCGCCGUCGACAUUAAAGACACCAACGGAAUGCGACCGCUACAUUACGCCGCCUGGCAGGGGAAGGCCCAGUCCGUCCUGACGCUGCUCCGGUCCGGAGCGUCGGUCAACGCCGCCUCCAUGGACGGACACAUCCCACUGCACCUGGCGGCCCAAUACGGGCACUAUGAGGUGUCGGAGAUGCUGCUGCAGCACCAGUCCAACCCGUGUCUGCUCAACCGGGCCAAGAAGACUCCUCUGGACCUGGCCUGUGAGUUCGGACGGGCCAAGGUGGUGCAGCUGCUCCUGAGCAGCAACAUGGUGGCGGCGUUGUUGGAGGAUGAGAGGAAGGAGCCGACAGACUCCGCCUACACCACGCCGCUGCAUCUGGCGGCUCGCAACGGACACAAAGACGUCAUACGGCUGCUGCUGAAGGCCGGGAUCGACAUCAACAAGACUAGCAAGUCUGGAACGGCGCUGCAUGAAGCUGCACUGUACGGCAAGACGGAGGCAGUGCGACUGCUGCUGGACGCCGGCGUGGACGUGAACAUCAGAAACACCUACAACCAGACGGCGCUGGACAUCGUCAACCAGUUCACCACGUCCCACGCCAGCAAGGACAUCAAGCAGCUGCUGAGAGACGCGACGGGGAUCCUGCAGGUCAGAGCCCUGAAGGACCACUGGAACCUCCACGACCCAACUGCCCUCAACAUCCGGGCAGGAGACGUGAUCACGGUGUUGGAGCAGCACCUGGACGGGCGCUGGAAGGGCCACAUCCACGACAGCCAGCGGGGAACGGACCGGGUCGGCUUCUUCCCUCCGUCCAUCGUGGAGGUGAUCAGCAGGCGGAACGGGGGCGCUCUGUCCCGGCACGCCUCUCUGCCCACCCAGCGCCAACAGCAGCCGUCUAGACCCCCCCUCUCCUCCAGCCUAAGCUCCGCCCCCCACACCGACGACUCCUACAGUCUGUAUGCCCCGCCCACCCACCUGGUUCUGCCCAACGGCUUGGCGACCUGUGCAGGUUCGUCUUCGAGCCUCCUGUCUCAGUCUGGGUGUCCCUUUGAGGACGUCUGGGUCCUCAGGGACUCGUUCCACGCUGGGGACAGGAACAGCGUGGGAAGCACCGGCAGCGUGGGCAGCACCCGCAGCGCUGGCAGCGGCCAGAGCACCGAGAGCAACAGCGUUCCCAACGGGCAGCAGCACACUACCGGUCACCAUGACAACAAGCUGGCGCCCCCUGCUGCUGAUCCAGGAGCCUCUGCUGACCCCAGCAGGCAGGCAGAGAGUCCUGCAGGUGGCGCCCCUCGCAGGCAGACGGUGACGGUGCAGCGCCUGGCAGAGCCCAGCUUCACGCAGCAGUUCGUUCGUCCGCAGCAGCUGCUAGAGGGGAAGGAUGCGGACGCCAUCUUCCAGUGGCUGAGCGACUUCCAGCUGCAGCAGUACACCGGGAACUUCCUGAGCGCCGGCUACGAUGUUCCCACCAUCAGCCGGAUGACUCCUGAGGACCUGACUGCCAUCGGCGUCACCAAACCGGGGCACCGGAAGAAGAUCUCCAUGGAGAUCAACAACCUGAACAUCCCAGAGUGGCUGCCGGAGUACAUCCCUUCGGACCUUUGCGAGUGGCUCAGCGCCAUCGGCCUCCCGCAGUACCACAAGAAGCUGUCAGAGAAUGGCUACGACUCCAUCAGCAUCGUCAAAGACCUGACGUGGGAGGACCUGCAGGAGAUCGGCAUCACCAAGCUGGGCCACCAGAAGAAGCUGAUGUUGGCGGUGAAGAAGCUGAGCGACCUCCAGAGGGCCAUCUUGCAGGCGGACACCGGAACAGGGACGCUGCGGCGUAAAGGGCCCGGAGCGCUCCACCUGGUCGCCAUUGAGUCUCCGGACGCCAGCAGCGAGUGUUCCUCUCCUCACACCCCCAUCAUGGUGACCUUCCAGGACAGCGAGCUGAGCGCAGAGCUUCAGACUGCCAUGGCGAGUCACUACGGAGGCUGCGACGAAGGCCUAGCCGUCAACAACGCUGUGGAGAUGUUGCAGAGCCAAGAGAACAUUGACACCCGGUCCAGAGGCUCCGGCUGGUCUCAGGAGCCUCCCACUGCCCCAAUUGGUCCCCUUGGCUGGUCCCAGGAGAGCCAGGAGGGAAGCCCGGCCUGGGAGAGGAACCUGCCUGAGGGCUGGGACCAGCGGCCGCUGCAGCAUCAGCCACUGCAGAAGCAGGUGCCUCUGGGGACGGCCACCGUCUUCAAGUACCCGGCCAUACCGGCCAAACCCAAACUGCCGCGCGGCGCCUCCCUGGCUCUGAAAGGCUUCAGCUACCUGCAUUCCCAGUGCGGUUCCACCACCCUGAACCCGACGGCCCGACCCGAGCACCACCGGACCCUGACGCCCCCAAACCGGCGCACCCAGAGCAAGACCCGCUACGCUCUGUCGGACGGAGAGCCAGACGAGGAUGACGACGACCUCACCGUUCUGCCAGCCGACGUUCCAUCCUACGCCACCCUGACCCGGAAGCCCGGCCGCAGCCAGCCGGGCCGGUCGCAGUCCGGCUCAGAUAGGAACGGCAAUGUGGGCCGCAGUCAAUCGUUUGCCGUGCGUGCCCGCAAAAAGGGUCCCCCUCCUCCGCCGCCGAAGAGGCUGAGCUCAGUGAGCAGCACGACCAGCAGCGAGCUGAGCGACAGCAGCCCCACCUCGUCCUCUGGGGACGUGGUCACCGACAGCCCAGGGAGCGUCAGGAGCAUCACCGCCUCUCUGGAGAGCAGCCCAGGGCCCAGACACGGCGCUGCGUCAGAGGCCAGGGAGACUGUAGAGCUCAGGAGGAAGGUCCACAGCGAAUGUCUUCCCAGUCAGACCAGCAGCAACGCAGAGAUCGACCGAGGGUUGAAGUCCGACUCUGAGGAGGAGGAACCGAAGGCUCAAGGCCUGGACGGGUCUUCGUCUCCCCAGAACAGCUCCAGUGAGUGCAUCCCUUUUGCCGAAGAAGGCAACCUGACCAUCAAACAGAGACCCAAAACUCCUGGCCCCCCCAGAGCUGAUGCCGUGCUGGAGCCCCCAAACAAACCAGCGUCCAAAGCUCUGGACGUUCCAGAGUUCAACUUGAAGGAGUCCGACACGGUGAAGAGGCGCCACAAACCCAAGGACAAGGAGCAGGGCGAGGGUUCCCCUGUCAGAUCCGGAGCCUCAGAGUCCGAGUCUGGUGGCAGCAGGGCCCCAUCCAGGAACCAGGACCAGCUGGACCUGAGAAUCAGCGAGGCCAGUCUGGAGAGGCCCAGCAGCCCAGCAACAGGGUCUCCUCUGAAACCUUCUCUCUCACCAAAACCCGCCAUCACCCCGAAACCUGUUCGCCACAGUCUGCUGGCCGCUCAGGGAGGACGGUCCUCUCCCACGUUGACAGUCAGUGUGGUCCAAAGCGUGGCGUUCGCCUCCUCAGCAGCCCCCGGGCCGACAGCUCCGGUUCCUCCGGGCCCCCGCAGCCCCUCUCUGGCUGCCAGGAGACCUGUGGGGAGUCCUCUGUCCUCUGAGUCGUCUUCUGAGACGGAAGAGGUCCAGCAGAGACUGGACCAGACCAGCAGCUCUCUAGCAGCAGCUCUGAAGGCCGUGGAGACGAAGCUGAACCAGGACGGCAGUAAGGGCAGGGGGAGCUCUGUGAGGUCAGCAGGGACCAUCUUGGACGACAUCGGCAACAUGUUUGACGACCUGGCCGACCAGCUGGACGCCAUGUUGGAUUAAACGUUUAACGUCAGGAUCGGUGCUCCGCCUGCUUCGGGCUGCAGUCGGAGAACAGCAGCGCUGAACUGGAUCUGCUGCUGCAGCGCCUUUCAGCCGGAGCCAUGAAUACUUUAGAUAUUUAACCUGGAAGUUUAAUGUCUUUAUCAUUCUGCAACCAGAAAACCUUCAGUCUGUUUAGAUCUAGGAUGAGGUCCAGAACGGUUCUGCUGGGAUCCAUCAGCAGACAAAACUCAUCAUGUUUCAGUAACAAACAUGUUAAAAUUCUGUUGGUUCUUUGAGGAAGACUCCGGUGUGGCGCCAUCUGGUGGCCACUGCUGGUAUUGCACCAACAUUUAAAACGGAAGCCAUGUCGUGGCCCUGCAGCUCCGUCGGGUUCUUUAAGCUUCCGGUUCUGGCUCCAGGUCCAGCACUUCACAUCAUGUUUUAUCAAAUGUGGAACUACCCAGAACUGGCCUUGACCCGGUAAAACCCAGCCGAGUUCUGGAGAACUUUCUUAAACCCGAGUUUGGACUAAACCCAAAGUCCAACAUAGUUGUCAGGAGGGAGCUGGAGAAAGGGAGGUGAAAGGUCAAAUGAACGGUUCUGGAGCAAAACCGGAGGUUCAGAACCGGACCGGGUUCUGGCUGGAAUCAAACUGUUCUCCAGCUCUCCGUGGAUUCAAAACCUUCUGGAUUUUUCUUCCAACUUUGUAAAAAGGUCAUUGGGAGCAUUAGCUUAGGAUGCUAUCAUGGGCUGUUGCUCAGCAACGCUGCUAAAUUUGUGAUUUCUGUUUCUAAGUUACUGAAUGUUCAAAACGUGGAAAUGAAUUCAGAAGCAGAAUCUCAUUAGAUGAUGUUUAUCGUUUUAAGGUUUUCUUUGCGUUUUGACUCUGAUCCUGCGGUCAUUUCCCGGUGAAGCGGUUCGGUAUCAGUGACUCGUUCGGACCUUCAGAACCAGACCCGGAUGAUUUCUCCUCACUCUGGAUUAUAAUCCAACAGAUGCGGUUUGGGUCUGGUUCUGGUUUUCAGCUGCCAUCUGGUGGCGCUGAGACGCGAUGCAGCUGCUGUUGGACCGCCGGGUUACUGGACCGGAACCGGGACGUACUGGACUCAGCUGCUCCCCGAACCGUCUGACCCGGAUGCAGCUCUGCUCCAACAGAACCGAGCCGGGAUCAUAGUUUUUUGGAUUUGAAAACUAUUUAAAUCUAAAUAUGUUUAUUAACCAUCAGCACAAACGAACCAAAGCUUUGUACAGAGUUUAUUUUAGGAAUAUUUUACUGUUGUUCCUCAAAUUUUCGGCAUGCUGCGACCCCGCUGGUUCUGGUUCUGGUCCGGAUCACCACCACAAUCACCUUCCUCAUCAUCAUGAUUUUUUUUUUAAAUGUAAUAAAAAAUUCUGUCUUCUA